UCUGGAAAAAAAAUUUAAUCAAAAUCAAAAUCCAGGAGAAUGAUCCAAGUGCUGUUUACUGUGAUAUUCGCCGAAAUGGCGUUAAUCCUGCUCCUCAUAUUCAAGACGCCAUUGAGAAAACUUGUAAUAAUGGGCCUGGACCGUGUUAAGAGAGGCCGGGGCCCAAUCGUCGUGAAAACUACUGGCGGCACCAUCUUCAUCGUCAUGCUGUCCUCCAUCUACAGUGUGGUGUCUAUCCACAAACGGUGGAUCGAUGAAGAUGGCAAUGUUACCCCAACUGAUCAGAUUCUUAUGGCUCAACAUCUUCUAGAAGCUUCUCUCAUGGGUUUUACCCUGUUUCUUGCUCUGAUGAUUGACAGACUGCACCACUAUAUAAGAGAACUGCGUAUGAGGAGGAAGAGCAUGGAAGCAGUGAACAAGCAAAACAGAGGUUUUGAGGAUGGGAAGAAUGGAGCUUCUGACGAUAUGAAGUCUUUGGAGGAAGAGGCAAGUGCAUUGCGUUUGAAAAUAAAGAAACUGGAGGCAACUGUCGAGGAAAAAGCUAAAGAAUCAAGUGAUGCAGAAGCCAAUGUAGUUGCUCUUAAAAAGCAAUCAGAGCAUUUUCUUCGUGAAAAUGAUAGCUUACAUGAGGAUAACCAGAAUCUUCGUGCUCAAGUGCAAUCACUGAAUCAGAGAUUGUCAAACUCUGAUGUUAAGAAGGCUUCAUAAGGAAUCAUGU
Molecule: messenger RNA, 718 nt
Organism: Solanum stenotomum
Lineage: Eukaryota; Viridiplantae; Streptophyta; Magnoliopsida; Solanales; Solanaceae
Exons: 2
Coding region: 40-708 (222 amino acids)
Biological process (GO): intracellular protein transport; endoplasmic reticulum to Golgi vesicle-mediated transport
Cellular component (GO): endoplasmic reticulum; endoplasmic reticulum membrane
Source: RefSeq, a predicted model, not a curated record